GAACCCACGACAGGUCUCGACUCGCAUCACGCCUACGAUAUGAUGAUGAUGUUGAAGUUGUACACGGAGAAGGAACGUAAGACGGUCGUCGUCACCAUUCACCAGCCAUCCAGCCAGAUAUUCCACAUGUUCGAUCGACUACUGCUGCUCAGCGGGGGGCAUGUGGCGUACUUCGGAGAAUCGAAUAAGAUUCUGAACUACUUUUCCAACCUGGGACUACACUGCACGCCGCAUUACAACCCGGCCGACUUCAUAUUGGAAGCAGUGUCGACCGAUGAGGAGGUACAUGAGAGAAUCAUCAACUCGUACCUAGAAAUGAGGGAAUCUAUGGAGGAAUUCGGGCUGACACAGCUGGACGAGAUUGAUCUGGAUGACACGGAGUCUGUGAUUGACAUGAACUUCAUGAACAACACCAGUAACAACCUUGUCAUGACUCGCUGCGACCAGGAACCUGUGCGAUCAAUGAUGACACACAGACCAGCACACGGUAGUACCCAAACGAAACGACAGCAUCAUCUUCACAGCAUAAAGAAGUGGUACGAAGAUUACUACGACGAGAAGUGGCCUACAUGUUUCUGGACACAGUACACAGUGCUAAACAAACGUGACUUCAUCCAGGCAAAGAACAAAAUAUUGUCGAAAUGGGCCGCUAUUCAAGUCGUUUCCGUGGCAAUCAUGGCUGGAUUAGUCUGGUUUCAAAUCGAGCGAACCGAGGAGCGACUGACUGAUAGAAAAGGCAUUCUUUUCUUCACCAUCAUCUACUGGAUGGUAACUCCAAUGAUGGCUACUCUCUCAGCAUUUCCAGAGGAAAGGGAAGUAUUAAACAAGGAGCGGUCGGCGGGUGUGUACAGACUGUCCGCUUACUACCUAGCGAAGCUGACCAGCGAGUUACCGCUGGCUGUCACGCUGCCGACACUUUACCUGAUCAUC
Messenger RNA from Priapulus caudatus, 930 nucleotides. RefSeq names its product ABC transporter G family member 22-like. The annotation marks the transcript as partial. Gene Ontology annotation, molecular function: ABC-type transporter activity. Gene Ontology annotation, cellular component: plasma membrane. The transcript is spliced from 9 exons. NCBI's taxonomy places the organism in Eukaryota, Metazoa, Priapulida, Priapulimorpha, Priapulimorphida, Priapulidae. The record is from RefSeq and is a predicted model, not a curated record.